GCGCGCGCUGCGGGAGAUUUACACACCUAGACGCGCUCAUCUGGCACACUAGCACGCGCUUUCUGCACUUUUCUGCACUUUUUCGCCCGCUACAUUUUGUAAUCUGCAUGUGCGCGAGCUGCAUGGGGACAGUUUAAUCCGGCUGAAGGAAUCGAGCGGAUGGAUUCGGAGCGCAGCCGUGCUCCAGCAGCUCGGGAGAUGGAGUCACCGUUCUUACAGAGGAACACACAAAACGCACAACACACACGGGAACCGGAGCAGUCCAGCAGCGAAUCAACAGAUACAGAGACCACAGAUAAGGAGCGCGUGUGCGGGGUUCCUGAAGAUCAGAAGCAGAAGAAAGCGCGCAGGCAGCGCACGCACUUCACCAGCGCGCAGCUGCAGGAGCUCGAGGCCACCUUCCAGCGGAACCGCUACCCGGACAUGAGCACGCGCGAGGAAAUAGCAGUGUGGACAAACCUCACCGAGGCCAGAGUCAGGGUGUGGUUUAAGAACCGGCGGGCGAAGUGGAGGAAGCGUGAGCGUAAUCAGCAGAUGGAUUUGUGUAAGAGCGGCUAUCUGCCGCAGUUCAGCGGUCUGGUGCAGCCGUACGAAGACAUGUACCCCCCCUACACCUACAACAACUGGACCAAUAAGGGCCUGGGGCCCACCCCCCUGUCCACCAAGAGCUUCCCCUUCUUUAACUCCAUGAGCCCCCUGACCUCCCAGUCUGUUUUCUCUGCCCCCAGCUCCAUAUCCUCCAUGACCAUGGCGUCGGGCAUGGCGCACUCCGGGGUGCCCGCCGUGCCCACCGCGGGCAUCAACAACAUCAGCAACCUGAACGGCAUAGGCAGCUCUUCCAUCGGCUCCUCCAUGAGCUCCGCCCCCUGCCCCUACGGGCCCCCGACCGCCCCUUACUCCGUGUACAGGGACUCCUGCAGCUCCAGUAUCGCCCCCCUUAGGCUGAAGCCCAAACAGCACCCGCCCUUCAGCUACAGCCCGGGCUCCUGCCAGUACAACAGCUAA
Messenger RNA from Colossoma macropomum (tambaqui), 1005 nucleotides. RefSeq names its product paired-like homeodomain 1 (gene pitx1). Gene Ontology annotation, biological process: regulation of transcription by RNA polymerase II; anatomical structure morphogenesis. The coding region runs from base 160 to 1005 and encodes 281 amino acids. Gene Ontology annotation, cellular component: nucleus. The record is from RefSeq and is a predicted model, not a curated record. The transcript has 4 exons. Gene Ontology annotation, molecular function: DNA-binding transcription factor activity, RNA polymerase II-specific; RNA polymerase II cis-regulatory region sequence-specific DNA binding. NCBI's taxonomy places the organism in Eukaryota, Metazoa, Chordata, Actinopteri, Characiformes, Serrasalmidae.